UUGUGCAAUGACUCAUAUGAUAUGAAACAGUAAACAUACACUACUAGGGUAAGAACUUUUGAGGUUAGGUUAUAGUGAGUUAACCAAAGAGAAGAAUUACUGACAUCUGACUUGUAAAAUUGAGAAAGAAGACAAGAUGAGUGAUGAAUGGCUGUAUGAGCAGUUAUCAGAUCUUCUUCAAUUUCCAGUGCCUCAAGAAAUGAUUGAUUACAUUAAGUCCAUUGUCAACAUGCGAGACUUGGAGGAUUACAUUAGAACCCUCCUAGACUUUGAUAAUCCCCAACAUAAACGUUUCCUCCAAGAACUUAUACAGAGACGAAAAGGCAGUGGUGUUGGUUAUAAGAAAAAUGAAAUUGAGGAGGAUUUCUUUGCACCUAAAGUUGAGAAAAAGAAAAAGGACAAAGGAAACAAAUCACAACCUGCAAGUGCUACAUCAAAAAAGGGAGUUGCAGACCAACCUGCUCAAGCAAAGAAGAAAAAGUUUGUCAACCUUUAUUCACAAGAGGGACAAAACCGAGAUGUUGUUCUUCUUAAAGGUCGACACAAGUGUGAUUGCCAAGCGUCUAAACACAAGCUGAUCAACAACUGCCUCAAGUGUGGCCGUAUUGUCUGCGAACAGGAAGGUUCAGGACCUUGUCUCUUCUGUGGCAAUCUUGUUUGUUCACGAGAAGAACAGGAAUACUUGAGCUCUGGUAGCAAACAAUCAGCUCAUUUUCUGCAAAAGCUGAUGGACCAAAAGCCUGCAGGACAUGAUGCUGCUAUUGAACAACGCAAUCGCCUACUGGAAUAUGACCGUAACAGUGAGAAGCGGACCCGGGUGAUAGAUGACGAAAGUGACUACUUCUGUGUCAAUUCUGUCUGGCUCUCUACUGCCGAGCGAGAACGGCUCAAGAAAAAAGAGGAAGAGUACCACGCUAGGAAACACCAGUCACGAAGGGACCAAAAAAUGACUCUCGAUAUUGGACGUUCAUCAAGUGCCAGAAAUAUUGUUCAACAAAUUGAAAUAGCUUGUUUGGGAGAAACUGCAGCAGAUGAGCUAAGUCCAUUGAGGCGGAUGAUUGAGUCCAAACCUGAUGAAAUGGACUUGGCCGAGAUGGAUGAAGUGCUGCGAGAUAUCAGCAAUAGCAUCAACACUGCUGAUCAAGGGUUUUACGACAGUGAAAACUAUGAUCCUUCCAUUCCUAUGCAGCCAAGAUAUGACGAAGACGUAAUUUAUGAGCUGGAGAGGGGAAAGAGAGGAAUGCAUCACGAGACAGAUACUAUUACUAAGAUACAAGACAAGGAGUACUUGGAGAUGGUUGAUGAUGGACUGUGUAUGAGUCUCCACCAGCCAUGGGCAUCCCUGUUGGUUUGUGGCAUCAAAGAACAUGAAGGGCGAAACUGGUACACAUCUCACAGAGGACGGUUGUGGAUCGCUUCUGCUGCAAAACCUCCCACCGACCAGGAGAUUCAGGACACUGAGUCUCUGUACAGAUCAGUGAAAGGAGUCCAAGCAUUUCCUCUGACGUACCCGACUGGCUGCUUACUGGGAAGUGUGAAUGUUGUGGACUGCCUGCCACAAGAGGAGUACCAGCGCAAAUUCCCGCUUGGGGAAAGUCAGAGUCCCUUCGUCUUCAUCUGCAACAGCCCUCAGGAGCUGCCCAUCCGCUUCCCUAUUUCUGGCAAGCAUAAGAUUUACAAACUGGACCCAGGAAUCCAUCAGGCAGCACAAAAGGCAAUGAAACGAUUAGCUAUGAUAAAGUCUGAAAAGAACAGUCAGUCAUUCCUAAGAAACAGUUAAAGUCCUUUAUGGAAAUUGUAUCUUGUUUUGUGAUCAAUAAAGUUUAUAUUUGUUUUCAUGACA
This is a messenger RNA of Homalodisca vitripennis (glassy-winged sharpshooter), 1843 nucleotides long. Its product is annotated as activating signal cointegrator 1. Gene Ontology annotation, molecular function: transcription coactivator activity; zinc ion binding. Gene Ontology annotation, biological process: positive regulation of DNA-templated transcription. Gene Ontology annotation, cellular component: nucleus. Lineage: Eukaryota; Metazoa; Arthropoda; Insecta; Hemiptera; Cicadellidae. The record is from RefSeq and is a predicted model, not a curated record. The transcript has 14 exons. Bases 137 to 1780 code for a protein of 547 amino acids.